UUCCCCUCAAUCUUCACCAUCUUCUCCCAUUUUCCUUUAAGUUACCAAACAAAGGAAAACUAGUUUUCCAUGAAAAAUCAUUUUACAAUGAAAACGUUUUACGUCCUACCAAACGGAGCCUAGGUGUUACUUUUAUUAACACAGGGAAACAUAAAACUCGUAAUAAAACAACUAACCUUACGUUCGAUUGUUCAAACUCGGAUCAUCAACUCUACGAGUCAAAAAAACACAUUACGAGUCAAGCCAAUCCGAACCCGAACUGUUCACGAGCUGCUCUAUUACGCUCUACUUCGAUUACCGCUAUCACUCGCCGAAAAAAAAGAAAAAGACACCCCAAUGUCUACAGCAAGAAACCCACAACACAUUCUCCGCCUCCUAGUAAGCUGCCGGAAAAUCACCGCACAGGUAACAAAUCCAGCGACGGAAUCUAUAAUCGCCAUGGCUUCUUCCUCAGAGCAAGAGUUCGUAUCCCAUUACCGCUCUCAUGCGAAUCGAUUUCCCCGCUCUCAUAACUUCUGGGACGCCCGAAUAGCGUCUCGUGUCGGCGAAAAACUAGGGCUCCGAUUGAUGGAAAUCGGCGUCUCAGACGUCGAAAUUGAUAUUCAAGAGGAGAUUUCUCGACCUCAUCAUCAUCGCAAGCUCGUCAUUCCUCUAUUUGAUUCAGUUAAAAAGACUGGUGUUUUCGUCUCCGGUACCGAGGAAUUGCAUUUCUAGGGUUUUAGAUCUUGUCAAUUUGAUUUGGGAAUUUAAUUUAUUGUGAUUUUUUAUGUACUUUUUUAGAAGGAGUUUUGUACUUCCGGAAAUUUUAGUGUUUAUUAACGGCAACAGUUGAACAAUUUUUGUACGAAGUACAUAAAUAAAUAUAAUCAGAUUUGUUUUCCGUCUU
Molecule: messenger RNA, 886 nt
Organism: Spinacia oleracea (spinach)
Lineage: Eukaryota; Viridiplantae; Streptophyta; Magnoliopsida; Caryophyllales; Amaranthaceae
Exons: 1
Coding region: 337-714 (125 amino acids)
Biological process (GO): translation
Cellular component (GO): ribosome
Molecular function (GO): 5S rRNA binding; structural constituent of ribosome
Source: RefSeq, a predicted model, not a curated record